Messenger RNA from Patiria miniata (bat star), 3696 nucleotides. RefSeq lists its product as uncharacterized. The coding region runs from base 37 to 1185 and encodes 382 amino acids. The record is from RefSeq and is a predicted model, not a curated record. Gene Ontology annotation, biological process: DNA integration; DNA recombination. Gene Ontology annotation, molecular function: DNA binding. The transcript is spliced from 2 exons. NCBI's taxonomy places the organism in Eukaryota, Metazoa, Echinodermata, Asteroidea, Valvatida, Asterinidae.
CACUACAUCAGUUGAUGAACUGUGACAUUGUGGACGAUGCCGCGACCAAAACGGACAGCACCACCACCGUCACGUUUAGCGGACAUAGACACGGAUCAUGCCCAUGAUGGAGUACAGCCAAGUAAGCGGCGUCGAGGGGCCAAAUCGUCUACCAGAUCAAGUGGUCAAGAAUCGUCUCAAGACAGAACGGUUCCGAGCGAUGCUUCCCGGGGCAGCGAGCACGAUGACUCCUUUACCCAUCCUCCCUCAAAUCUGGUAGGCCAGGAGAUGGCUCGCUUGCUGUCGGCGGCUUUCUCGCCUCACACUCAUAGGGCAUAUGCAUCGGGUUGGAGUGCCUUUUGUAGAUUUAGAAAAAACAUACGAACAAAUUUGCCCGCUUCUGUAGCAGAAACUAGAGAGUUCAUUGCUUGGUUAUCCUUACAAGGUUUGGCACACGCCACUAUUACCACUUACGUAUCUGGGGUUGGUUAUUAUCAUAAAAUUCGGGGGUGGCCUGACCCUACUAAAGAUUUCAUUGUUUCUAAACUCAUGCACGGCUGUCGCAGGGAUCGCAACAGGGUCGAUGAACGCCUGCCAAUGUCUCUACCGUUGCUUGCCCAAAUUAUUGAGGCAUUUACACAUGUAUGUUCCUCACAUUAUGAAGCUACACUCUUUAAAGCUGCAGUGACGUGUGCAUUCUUUGGCUUCAUGCGCUUGGGUGAAUUUGCUGCCAUUUCAAAGACCAAGUUACAAGAAUCUCUGUUGCAUAUUUCUGACAUUGAGUUUUGUGACCUGGCAUCAACCCAGCAAUCAGUGGUGAUUUCUUUUCCAUACAGUAAAAACAAUAAAACUGGUGCUCCACAAAGGGUUAAACUAGUCACCACACAAAACUCAGCACUGUGUCCAGUAAUGGCCUUGCAGGGAUAUAUAUCAAUUCGCCCCUCAGGCCAUGGCCCUCUUUUUUGUCAUUUUGACGGGUCCCCAUUGACCGCCUACCAAUUUAAUGCGGUCCUCAAAAAGGCAUUGACUUUCUGUGGGAAAGGAGACUUGCAUUAUCGCCCCCAUUCCUUUCGAAUUGGGGCGGCAACUACUGCAUAUGAAUUAGGUGUUCCAUCAACUGACAUUCAACAAAUGGGACGUUGGCGGUCAGACGCAGUAUUGACCUACAUUCGCCCCAUGCCUGUGGUCACUAUCCCCCCUAUUUAAAACAAUUUAUGGCGGCCCACUCUUUGCCUUAAUCUGGUUUUCAUUGUAUAUUUGUCUUCACAGGCCCAGUAUGGAUCAUUGGGGAUUCAAUAAUACGCUGGGCGGCGAGACCCCUAGAGGUUAAUAUACCAGUACUGUGGCAUGGCAAGAGCGGCGCCGGUAUCGGUGAUCUCCCAAAUUUAUUACACGUUAUGCAGGGCCCACCUCCUUCAAUUAUCAUAGUUCAUUUAGGUACCAAUGACCUGGGCAAUAUUGAUUUUUUCUCAAUCCGACAGAGGUUAGUGAUUUAUAUGCAGUGUUGUCGGGAACUGUACCCCCACGCCACAUUACUUUGGUCAGAGAUCUUGCCAAGGGCUUUUUAUUUUGGAGCCAACCCCCAGGAGGCCAUGGACAGGCAAAGGCGGUCUGUCAACAGGUGGGCUCGUUCUCGUUGCGGCCGCCUUGGUGCCUUCUCAAUAAGGCACAAUCAAUUUAAUCGGACAAGUUUCAAUCUUUACAGACGUGAUGGUGUCCAUCUGUCUCCUGAAGGGACCCUGAUUUUCAGGGCAAACCUUUGCUGUGCCAUUAGGCAAUCUCUGCAGCCGCAGGUGGGGUAGGGGUAUAGACAAUGGGUGUUUUCUUCCUUGGGCCGCGCUCUGCGCGUGUGGCAUUUUUUGAAGCGGAUAAAACACCCCAUGGUUCAUUAAUGAUUUUUUACUCCUGCCAUUACGAUUUUGUAAAUAAUACUUAGGUUAAACAAAGCACAGUGUGCAACAUUAUGUAAGUAAUUUAAUGAGUAGUUAGUAUUUUAUUGUUGCUGUCAACAUGUCUUCCCCUGAGUCAGUACAACAGGGGAGGAUGAACCGUUCCGUCUUCUGUAAGUUCAAACGAAGAAAGAACGGUGCAUCAAAAUCUUUUGUGGACUUGGCAUACAAUGUAAUUGUACAUAGAAACAAUUUAUCAUAAGCUUUGUGGUGAUAUAAAGUUUACUGGCGGUUUCUUAAUAGAUUUUCAGUUCGGCCUAUCGUAAAUAGGUCAUUUAUUGCAUUGAUGAUUGAGCUGUGGUGCUCCGAGUCAAAUGGUGCUUGGAGCUGCCCUUGGGCCUUUGUGGGUGCCCAAAAAACGGAAGAGCUAUGGUCUCCAAGUCAAAUGGUGCUUGGAUGAGCUAUUGGUGCUCUGGGCCUUUGUGGUGCCCAAAAUGUGAAUAUUGACAAUAAUAAUAGUGUGCUACAUGGAGGAUGGGUCGGCUGCCCAGAUUUCGGUACCCGACAUUUUUUGAAUAAAAACCUUCUGGCUGAGGCGUAGACACACAAAUUUUCUGUGUUGUUUGUGAUUUUUAAUUUGUCUGGUUAUAAUCAAUUUUAUCACUAAAUGAUCAAAUUAUUUAUAAGCAGCAAAAUUUCCAUUGAUCUUCUCCUGUUGGUUAUUUUAUAUGUGUUUUGCAAAAUGUAGGCUAACUCCAUGCACACACAUCUCGAUCACUGUGAAUGCAUUUCAUACUGUACUUUCGUAUGAAGAACUUUGUACAUGAAACCCUAUUGACAAAUUUGUGACAAAAGUGAGAUCCUGUAAACAGGAGAAGAGCCAAUCAACAGCCACGAAUUUUAACCAAUUGCUGAGAAGGCUUGGAGGGGCAACCAACCAAUAAGAAUUCUUGUUCUGUGACACUUGGCAAGGCCUGGCUGGGCCAAUGAGACGUAGGGUUGGUUCUUGACAUUCUAGAAGUAGAAAGUUUAGGCGGGAUGGAAAAGUUGCUGGCCAGUCACUUUUGUCUCAGCCUCUGAACAAACAACUUGGAUAGCAAAUUUUACUUCACAUUUUUAAUUCUCCGCCACCUUCCCCUCCUCCUCCAUGGCAUUUUUUGAAGCGGAUAAAACACCCCAUGGUUCAUUAAUGAUUUUUUACUCCUGCCAUUACGAUUUUGUAAAUAAUACUUAGGUUAAACAAAGCACAGUGUGCAACAUUAUGUAAGUAAUUUAAUGAGUAGUUAGUAUUUUAUUGUUGCUGUCAACAUGUCUUCCCCUGAGUCAGUACAACAGGGGAGGAUGAACCGUUCCGUCUUCUGUAAGUUCAAACGAAGAAAGAACGGUGCAUCAAAAUCUUUUGUGGACUUGGCAUACAAUGUAAUUGUACAUAGAAACAAUUUAUCAUAAGCUUUGUGGUGAUAUAAAGUUUACUGGCACUUUCUUAAUAGAUUUUCAGUUCGGCCUAUCGUAAAUAGGUCAUUUAUUGCAUUGAUGAUUGAGCUGUGGUGCUCCGAGUCAAAUGGUGCUUGGAGCUGCCCUUGGGCCUUUGUGGGUGCCCAAAAAACGGAAGAGCUAUGGUCUCCGAGUCAAAUGGUGCUUGGAUGAGCUAUUGGUGCUCUGGGCCUUUGUGGUGCCCAAAAUGUGAAUAUUGACAAUAAUAAUAGUGUGCUACAUGGAGGAUGGGUCGGCUGCCCAGAUUUCGGUACCCGACAUUUUUUGAAUAAAAACCUUCUGGCUGAGGCGUAGACACACAAAUUUUCUGUGUUGUUUGUGAUUUUUAAUUUGU